AUGGAAAUAGGACUUACCCCAAUUGUAUGCAUUGCUCAAGAUUAUAUUCAAGGAAAACCAGUGAAUGAUCUACGAUUACGUAAAGCCAUACUUGAACUACCUGACAAUAAAACCGAACAUCUUCCAGGGUAUCUGCCUCUCGUACCAGGAAUGCCAGUUUUACUCACAGAAAACAUCGCUACCGAACUGGGACUCUCCAACGGUACACGUGGAAUUUUUCGUCAACUUGUAUACGAUGAAUCACCAGAAGAUGUUCGAUACCAGGAUAAGAAUUUUCCACCAAAUACCAAGUUUAUAACGCAACCAAAGUACGCUUUAGUAGAAUUUCCUGGUUGCAAACUUAAUACCAAACUUGCUGAACUGCAGUCCAAAAUAGUUCCUAUAGCUAUUAGUGAACAAACAUUCUUGUUCGACGCCAAAGAACUUCUUCCAGAAAAUGUAGCAAAAGCAGCCAAAAUAAACAAGAAAACAACAAAACUCACCGUCAAACGUAAAGCACUUCCACUUAUACCCGCAUACAGCAUGACAACACAUAAAAGCCAAGGCCAAACACUCGGACAUUUGAAAGAACGACGUUGUCGAUGUUUGUCAAAUGAUUUAACCUGUUGGCCCAAUGCUUCUAGUUGGCAAAGAUUCAAUGAAUCGAUCGAUGGACGUCUUGUUUCUCCUAAACCAUCGGCUGCAGUAUGUAAUUACAAUCUACUGAAUACAGAUGCAUGUGUUAUAGCUACGGCUCAAUGGACGAAUGCAUCGUGGCGUAGUGAUCAAGUAGGAGCAAUGCAAAAUCACAAUUGGGAAAAAAGUUCUUGUUCUAUUUCUUCUCCGAAUAUCUCGUGUAGUCAAGGAUCUGUACCCGUAUUAGCUGUAAAUGCAACCCUUUCUGAACACGUUCAAGCUACUGUACGAAUGGCUACUGUGAAUAAUCUUCGUUUGGUAAUAAAAACAACAGGACAUGAUUAUUUGGGUCGAUCAACAGCAGCCGGAUCUCUUCUUCUUUGGCUACAUUUUAUGACAAACAUGACACUGAUUCCGGACUUCUCAUCGUGUACGGGUGAAAAUGUUUUGAAUGCCAUUCGUCUCGAUGCUGGUGUUCAAUGGGGUCAAGUUUAUACCUGGUUAGCUCAGUACAAUUUAACAGCAAUCGGCGGAGCAUCCGGUACUGUGAGCGCCACGGGUGGAUUUUUGCAAGGAGGUGGUCAUGGUCCAUUGACACGCUGGAAAGGUUUGGCUGUUGAUCAAGUUCUCGAAUUCGAUGUUGUAACAGCAGAUGGACGACGACAAACAGUGAAUACAUGUCAAAAUUCGAACCUAUUUUGGACAUUGCGAGGCGGAGGCGGUGGAACGUUUGCUAUUGUUCUGUCAGCUGUACUACGUACUUUUCCAUCGCCGUCUGUUCUAAGCAGUUUUAACAUUUUGACCAUAGCAAAUGAGACUCGCUACAAUAGUUUUGUUCAUAAUUUUAUUCAUUUCUUACCUACAUUAGCUGAUAACGGAUGGGCUGGUUCAUUUUACAUGGCUGACACGAGUUUGGUAAUUAUAUUUCUUUUACCAAAUGGAGAUUUGAAUGUAGCUAAUGCAACAUGGAAUCAAUUGAUGAAGAACAAUACUGACUUGAAUUUCAUGCAACCUUUUAUCCUUACUUUUUCAUCAUUCAAUGACUUUUUUCUUAACGUACUUGCACCAUUUAAUCCAACAGGUGAUAAUGUUCUAUUAGGAUCUCGUCUCAUACCCGAAACGAUCGUUCGUAAUCAACCCGAACAACUUGCUGAGACAUUUCUUCGUAUUAAAGGCAAAGCUGGAACGUCUCUCAUUGGACAUCUUGUAGCAGGUGGACAAGUAUCAAAUAUGUCGAAUAAUAAUAGUGUUAAUAGUGCAUGGCGUACAGCUCUUCUUCAUAUGAUCUAUUCACAGAGUUGGCCAGAUGGAACAUCUGAUGAAGAGCAACAAAAGCUAGCUGCACAUGUUACAAGUCAAGUCGAUAUUUUACAAACAGUCUCAGGGGGAUCACAAUCCGGUGCAUACAUGAAUGAAGCCAAUCCAAAUGAACUUAAUUGGCAACAGAAAUUUUUUGGUACACAACAAAUCUAUGAUCGACUCAAAUCGAUCAAACAAGCCGUUGAUCCACAUGGUUUAUUUGUUUGUAAAAAUUGUGUCGGUAGUGAAGAUUGGUCAUUAGAUCUGAAUUGUCCAAAGAUGUCGAGUGCUAAUAAAGUUAGCACAACAAUAUUGCUGUUCGUUAUAAUGCAAUUUUUGUGCUAAUCUUUUAAAAUACAUAUCUGAGCUAUUCUCGAUUUUCAUUGCUAGAGUUCAUAAUCGAUUAUCCGUAGUUGAGAGAUAAGAUACAAAGAACCCUCUAGUCAUAGCUCCAUUAGCUGACAAUACCGAAAAAUCGGUUGUUUUAUUAUUUAAAUUCAAGCCACCUUGACAAAUCGAUUUUUCUGAUGAACAUUCCAGGUAUCCUAAUUCAACUUGUUAAUACCCUUCAUUGUUGUGAUAUGAAAUUGAAGAAUAUAUCUUACUAUAAAUGAAAUUUUUCGUAGUUCAAUGAUAUGUCGGUCGACUUGCGAUGAAAAUAUUUGAUAUUUUUACCCAAAGAUUUCGUCUUCAGUUUUACAUUGACAAACUCCGCAGUUCAGAAAAUUAUUAAAAUCAUAUAAAAAUAUCUUCAAGUAGCGCUAAUAUAAAAUGAACUAUUGUUCAAAAUAAUUCGCAUCUUUUUGUACAUAUCUGUCUCUAUCAAUAUGUGGAUUUGAAGCUUCAUAUACGAUUAGGACUCGUAAUCACGAAAGAGAAAAGUAUCGAAGACAACGGUUGUGCAAGAUAGUUUUGACAUUUUUAAGAAGUGAAGUGACAGCAAUGAAAUCGACUGAAUAUAAUCUUCACUUUUUCAACAUAUUUGUAAAAUAAUCUUUGGUUCCAAUCAUGUAUGAUUUUGUAGAGAAUUUCAAACGCAAUCCUUUGAUUAGGGUGAUAGUGUGUGUGUACUUUGAUAUUCACUGUACUCUCGUCUACGUCCACAUUUUCAACUUCAGAAAAAAUUGAUUUCUAAUAGGAACAAUUUAUUCAAAGAGUGGUUUUCUUGUGUCUUUUUGUUUUUCUACUAACUCUAGGUACAGAAAUCAAAUUAUUUGACUUUAAAAGUUUUCGUCCAUAAUGAUUUCGAAUUCGCCUAUAUGAAAUGGAUACUUAAUAAUAUAAAUCACAUCCAAAAGAUUUAAACUUCAUCUUCAUAUGUAAAUUAUUGUCGAGAAACAUUAAAAAAACAAUAAAUUCCUUUGAAAUUCAUCAAUUUUGAAUUUAUGAAUGAAUUACAGUAAGAUAAUCUGUUCUACAAGAAUAUAUAUCACUUUUUAAUAUGACUUUUUCUUUUAGUUUUGAGACAAAUAUUUUUACUUGGCCACAUAUUCAAGAUAUUUCGAUUGAUUUGCAUCCAUCUCGUUACUUAUUUCUUGAGCGACUAAAUGAAAUAUAUCUUAAUAUUGCUCCUAUUAAAGUUUAUACAGGUUAAGAUUUUAUUCUUU
Molecule: messenger RNA, 3521 nt
Organism: Rotaria sp. Silwood1
Lineage: Eukaryota; Metazoa; Rotifera; Eurotatoria; Philodinida; Philodinidae
Source: the annotation of a GenBank genome assembly